Gigantopelta aegis is the source of this 1449-nucleotide messenger RNA. RefSeq lists its product as uncharacterized. The transcript has 5 exons. Gene Ontology annotation, biological process: carbohydrate metabolic process. Lineage: Eukaryota; Metazoa; Mollusca; Gastropoda; Neomphalida; Peltospiridae. Bases 682 to 1449 code for a protein of 255 amino acids. Gene Ontology annotation, molecular function: hydrolase activity, hydrolyzing O-glycosyl compounds. The record is from RefSeq and is a predicted model, not a curated record.
UAUUAUAGCCAAGUCACUACAUUAUCCUUAUGGCAAUGCUAGGACCUAUUUUCGUGUGUGCUCUAGUAGUUUCGUUAAACAAAACAAACUUUAACUUUAAUUUCUUGUCUAAAUGACGUGUUUACGCAGGAGCACGUGGACUGUUUGAGGAUCAGGUUUCACUCCCCAUCUGAUUCGUGUUUACCAUCGAUUACCAAUAGCACUAUGUACUAGCGAGAGGACUAUCACCAACCUCAGUUAUUUCAGUACGGUGGCGAACCUCAUCGCGUUGUUCAGUUUAUUGUGUAAACGAGUUUUCUCCAAUUGUAUGUGUAUAUAAUAGAUAAUUUCGAUUGUUAUCUGGUUCUUUUUCAGCCAAUGGAAUAUCAAAUUGUGUUGGCCAAAUUCGUCAACAAGGGUUUGGCUCUCGCGAUCAUCUCACUCAUCUGUACUUAAAAUAUAUUAUCCAUGUUUGUGUUCAUAAGAAUCAUUGUCGACGAGCUAGUCAUUUGACUAGAUCAUAUUCAAAUUCACUAAUCUAGAGGGCAUCCAAUAACUGAUAUUUGUUUUCGUUAUAGUAUAUAAUGUAUACGUUAGAAGUGAUUGAAAACCAACGUAGGUACUAAAGGGAACAUAGUUCCUCACUAAGGGACCAUUAAAACUAUUAGUUUCGCUUUCUGUCGGAGGCUAAGAAAGGAGAACAUGCUUUACGUUACACUUAUAGUUUACUGUGUCCUUCAUCUCGGCGCAUGUGAUAAUAGUGUUAUGCAAAGUGUAUCCUAUGUUAAAAAUAACUUAUGUGAAAACAAGGUCCUCCUUGCCCGAUACACCUACUCGAUCACUCCGACUAAGAACAAACUGCGGUGCGCCUUCAAAUGUUCUGAAGAUGAAAACUGCCUGUCGUUCCAUUUUGAGAAAUCUUCUCUCAACUGUCACCUCAACAUGCAGCCAUCAACAGAGAACUGUGUUACCAUGGCAACCACCAAAGACGCUAUUCACUUCGACAAGGACAUAUGCUUAAAUGGCGGACGUUUCGUGAAUGGGCAAUGCAUAUGUACGGAAGAGUAUAUGGGGGAGACUUGCGAACAACUCAAUAUUGCUGAUCCGCGUGGCUUUAAGAAAAUUGUCGGACUGUCCAUCCUGUUUUAUGAGACACAGAGGUCCGGGUACCUACCAGCGUCCAAUCGCAUUCCAUGGAGAGGAGAUUCUGCUACAAAAGACGGAAGUGACGUCGGACUCAAUCUAACGGGAGGCUGGUAUGACGCUGGCGGAACAAUAAAGUUCACGUUGCCAAUGUCUGCGACGGUAACGCGCCUGACGUGGAGUCUAAUCACGUGGCCUGACGCGUACGAGGCGGCCGGACAGCUGGACUACAUGUUCGACUCCAUCCGGUGGCCGCUCGACUACUUUCUCAGAUGCUGGAUUCCGGACUCGCAGGUUUUCUACGUGCAGGAGAGCGGCUAUACUUGA